Cajanus cajan (pigeon pea) is the source of this 1327-nucleotide messenger RNA. RefSeq lists its product as uncharacterized. The record is from RefSeq and is a predicted model, not a curated record. NCBI's taxonomy places the organism in Eukaryota, Viridiplantae, Streptophyta, Magnoliopsida, Fabales, Fabaceae.
UCCGUGCAGUGUAUAAAAAGUUAUUGGAUUGAAUAUUAGUAAUAAAUUAAUAGCGAAACGGUAAGUGGCAUUGGCAUAGUUGUAUUUUGUUUAAUAGCGUGUGUGUGUGUGUGUGAGUGUGUGAGAGAAGAAGGAAAAUGGGAGGAAGAAUGCACAGGAAAUCGGACUCGGAGGUGACGAGCAACAGCAUGGAGCAGUCGUCGUCGCCGCCGCGUUCUCCGCCGCCGCGGCCACUGUACUACGUGCAGAGCCCUUCGAACCACGACGUGGAGAAAAUGUCGUACGGUUCAAGCCCCAUGGGUUCCCCGCACCACCACUUCCACUACUACACCUCUUCCCCCAUCCACCACUCUCGCGAGUCCUCCACCUCCCUCAAGAACCCUCGCCACUUCUCCUCCUCCUGGAAGAAGCUCCACCCCCACCCCCACCACGACGCGGCCGCCGCUGCCGACGAGGACGAGGAGGACGACCUCCUCCAGCAGUCCUCCCGCAACCUCCGCCUGUACUUGUGCUUCUUUCUGCUCUUCGUGAUGCUCUUCACGCUCUUCUCCGUCAUCCUCUGGGGCGCCAGCAAGGGCUACAAGCCACGUGUCACUGUGAAGAGCAUUGUGUUGGAGAAUUUGAAUGUACAGUCAGGGAACGAUGGAAGUGGGGUUCCAACGGACAUGUUGUCAUUGAACUCAACGGUCAGAAUUGUGUACAGGAAUCCUGCAACUUUCUUCGGCGUUCACGUCACUUGUACCCCUCUUCUUCUCUCCUAUUACCAGCUUGCACUAGCUUCUGCUCAGGUGCACAAGUUUUAUCAGUCGAGGAAAAGUCAGAGGAAGUUGGCGGUAGUGGUGUUAGGACACCAGGUUCCGCUCUAUGGUGGGGUGUCUGUUCUGGGGAACACGAAAGAGCACUUGAACAAUGUUGCAUUGCCACUCAACCUGACGUUUGUAGUGAGAUCGAGGGCUUUCAUCUUGGGAAGAUUGGUUAAGUCUAAAUUCUAUCGAAGAAUCAGAUGUUCUGUCACUUUGCAUGGCAACAAACUUGGAAAACAUCUUAAUUUGACAGAUUCAUGUGUCUACAAAUGAUGUAUAUCAUAAAUGGUUCGGACAAACUUUGGGUUUUCACGCAUGAAAAUACAGAUGGUACAUUUUUGGCUCCUUAUUUUUAUAUUUUUGUUGCCCGUCGUCUAGCAUAACAAACUUUUCCAUUGGAUUCUCUUUGGUACUAGGGCCUCAUUGCAAGGUCUCCGUAAAUACCUGAACCCAAACUUACUUUAAUGUAAUGUAAACUCUCUUUAUCUUUAGCUCCUAUGUCCCUAUAUUUCCAAUUUCAUCCA